UCGAUAAUAUUAACUUAAAGUUUCGCGCUUUAGCUUUUAGUUUUAGUUUUACAACGAACGCUUCGCAGAAUGGUGGAAUGGUGGCCGCGUUAGCGUUACUUUGUCGCGCUCUUUAUUUUCGCUCGUCGUUGACGUCUUUGUUGUUGUUGUGAUUAUCCUGCGAUAUACUAGUUUUUCUCAUUUUUUUUUCUCAGUGUCAGUGAUGCGAACUGCUGCUCCAGUAAUAAUCGUACGUGCUCAUCCGGUGUCUUACUAAUAAAGAUGAAAGCUGGAAUGCGAACUGGCAGCCUGGCGACGGAUACCGGAACCGCAUCUCAUCAACGUGUAACGAGGAGCGACUGCGAGUCUUUCAACAGCCAUCAUUUUCCACUGACGCUGAGCGAAGUCCAAGCAAAUUCCGAGUAGAUUGACCGCCGACAAAUUCGUAACACCAGAUGGUACACACAGACGCGGCGGCGUUUCGUUGAAAAUCUGCACUCUCGCUAAUCUCGCGUCAUAAGCUAAGCGUCGCAGAAUCGCCGCCGCCGCACUGCAAUUUCGUACUUGAGCCUCAAUUGCUGGCCCAGGCUGGACACCUACGAUCACGAAAGCUCGAGUCACAAUCAAUGAUCUCGCAUUGAGUAUCGUUUACUACUUAUCGAUUCGCACCAUCUACCUGCUCGUCCAAGGGUCAACCGUAACGACGGCAGCAAAAGCACCAUCAGCAACAGUAUCAAUUGAAGUACCAGCGACGGCAUCGAAAUGUAUGGUUAUCAAAGAACACGAUUCCUUGUUACUUGGAUUGUUGCGACGAGCGUAAUCGAUGGCAGUACCAGUAAAAAAACACCACCGUGCACCACUUCUCGCAGCAGUGAUGAUGUAACACCAACAACAACGUCGCCGUCAUCGUCAUCAUCGUCGUCGUCGUCGCCGUUGCCAUUAUCAUCAUCAUCGCCAUUGCCAUCAUCGCCCGAGGUAAAAGAUGAAAUGUGUUUGGCCGUGGCCUGUUAUGGGUAGACCGAAUGCUGUUGGUAGCUGGAUAGCGUUGAAUACAGAUAUCGGCGACGGUGUGGUCGUCAGCAGCAGCAGCGGUGGCGGCGUCGUCGGCGAUGCGUUCGUUCCUUCGAAUAUUUCGGCGACUGUCGCUGUGGCUGCUGUAAAGUCGACCAUCACCAUCGCGAUGGCCAUAAAAGAAAUCAGCUCGGCGGCGACGCUGCCUCAAAAUAUAUCGUCGUCGUCUUCGGCUUGGGCGGCGGCUGUGACCAGCACAGCGGCGGUUCUGCAAUCGGCCGUUAUCGAGAAUGUACGCUUGACGCCGCCAUUGGUGUUGAAGAUGCUGGUGAUGGGCUCGAUAAUCGUAUGCGCCGUGCUGGGUAACGCUUUGGUGGUCAUUAGCGUGAUCCGCCAUCGUAAGCUGCGUAUUCUGACCAAUUACUACGUGGUGUCUUUGGCGUUCGCCGAUCUGUUAGUGGCGCUAUGUGCCAUGACUUUUAACGCCACCGUCAACAUAACGGAUGGUAAGUGGUUGUUUGGCAGAUUCAUGUGCGACGUGUGGAACUCGUUGGAUGUGUAUUUUUCGACCGCGUCCAUUCUGCACUUGUGCUGUAUCAGCGUCGAUCGAUACUACGCCAUUGUCAGGCCGCUGCAGUAUCCCAUAAUCAUGACGGAGAAAACGGUCUGCUUCAUGCUGGCUAAUGUGUGGUUGCUGCCGGCGCUGAUAUCGUUCACGCCUAUUUUCCUCGGCUGGUACACGACCGCCGAUCAUCUCGAUUAUCGUCGAAAACAUCCAUACGAAUGUUCCUUCGUUGUCAAUAAUUAUUACCUGAUUAUUUCGUCCAGCGUUUCGUUUUGGAUUCCUGGAGUCGUUAUGGUCAUCAUGUAUUACAGAAUAUACAAAGAGGCCAUCAGACAACGAAAAGCGUUAUCUCGAACUUCCAGUAACAUCGUGCUGAACAGUAUUCAUCAGCAAAGAGCGCAACGACCGAAUCGUUAUAUGCAUAACAGUAAUCGCUUACACGCCGCCGCCGCUGCCAUGGACAACGAAGCGUUUAACAAUUCCAGCUCGACGGUUACGUCCAGGAAUUCUUCUUCAACUUCUGAGACCAGCAAAACCGCAGCUGUCAUCCUCAACUCGGAUGGUAAAACGACAACCAGCUUGCGACAUAGCAACAGUUCGUGGAGAAGAGAGCACAAAGCAGCCAGAACGUUGGGAAUAAUCAUGGGAGUUUUCUUAUUGUGUUGGCUACCUUUUUUUCUCUGGUACAUGAUCAGCACACUUUGCGGUCCGGCUUGUCAUUGUCCGGAUUCCGUGGUGACCAUUGUGUUUUGGAUCGGAUAUUUCAAUUCGGCUUUGAAUCCGUUGAUAUACGCCUAUUUCAACAGGGAUUUUCGAGACGCGUUUAAAAAUACCCUGCUGUGUUUUUUUCCAUGUUUGGGUAAAUUGCCAUGGUGCAGUAAAGAUGAGGAUUCGACGGCGUCUCAAUUUGUUUGAUCGGUUCGGUUCGAUUCGAUAUUUGGUUCCUGGAGAACCUGCCUGGUGCCCUGCCUUAACGGCUAUGUACCUACUCGCUGGUUACUGUGAAAACAUUACCGUUCAAAAACGGAUCAUAAUUAUGUAUAUUAUCCGAUUUUGUGAGAAUAUACAGUAUACACUGUUAGUAAGGUACUAUGUACUAACAAACUACUAGUCGGCAAUCACGUGUUCGCCGAAACCGAACACCAAGGGAUCUAUAUUUCGAUUGAGACAGCCGUAUAGUGCUGUACCUACUGGUUUUUCUCAGUCGCAAUACCUACCUACAUCUCCAUCGACGUGAUUUCCAAUCACCAAUUCAACGUGAAACCUAUCAAUCUGUAAAGUAUUUGUUAAUGCGAAUGAAAGAAUCUCUCAUACAGUAUAAAUAGGUAUACAGUAUGGCUUAUACGUUUACCUUCCCCCCCCCACCUAUUCCUUAUUUCUUUCUCUUUUCUUUUUUUCCAAUACAGAAAAACGUGCGAUGAGCGCUUUUAAUGCAAAUAUGUACUCGUAGUUAGAUACUCGCGUAGCUAUUCGAAUCGAUUUGAAGGACGUCGACGAGUCAAAAAAGGAAUAGGCUCACCCAUGUUUUCAACAUACGCUUAUCUUUUUUCUUACUUUUACUUAUGUACCUAUUAGUACUUACUUACUCUCGGGUACUCGCACUCCUAUGAGGGAGGUAGGUUACGAUUUGCGUGUACCUGGAGAAUUUUUCGCUUCUGGGUUGUUACUUACAAAUACAUUUUGUACUUAGAUUUGUAGGUGAACACAACACAAUACACAUACCAGCGUGUGCUCAGAAAUAUUCAGCUCCCGUCGAACCAAACUAUUUUUUUUUUUUUUGGCUAAAAAUAUACGUAGCUACCUGGUACCUGUCUCUAUGUUAGGUCGCAGUAAACAGCGCAUAAAUCUACACUUUGAACGAAACACUUGUCGACGGUUGUCAAUAUUUUCGAGCACACUGCACUUUCGUGUGUAACUACAUACGUCAAACGUAAGGGUGUACCUUAUUUAUACAUGAUGGAACUUUUUGUUUCGUUUUUUAUUUAUUUUUUGCUCCCAUCCCUUAAAGUUGUCACUUCAGGUGAGAAAAUCACGCAAUGAAAUUUGCAGCCAUCUCGGUGAAAUAUAUGUCGUGCUAGGAAGCCCCCUCUCCUUCUGCUCCCAGCCCUCAACAAAAUAUACGAGAAAUCCGAAAAAAUGAAAUCUCGACGUUUUUUCACUUUCUAAUUCUUAAAGGUCCAUUUUCAAUAGAGAUAUUGUUAAAAUAUUUUUCACCACCCCCCCCUCCCCACAUAAACAGGAAUAAAAAAUAAAAUUAAUAUUUUUAUGAUUUUUUUUUUUUCAAUUUCAAUCCUUGGAGUUGAUUCAUCUUCAUCAGAAGAGCACCAUUCAAUGUUUUCAAUUUGUCCCCCCUCAUUUCCACGAUGAAAAGGUGGGACUAGCUCCCUCUCUACAUUUCAGAGAAUAAUUUUAUUUGUUGAAAAAUUAAUUUCAUUGUUAUAAGUUAUUUUGGAAGUCCCUCGGUGGCGUAGUAGGUAGAGCCGCGGACCUCCGUUCAAGAGGUACCCGGUUCAAACCCAGCUACAGAGGCAAGCUUGUGCGUGUAAUUAAAAAAUCGUUCGUGCAAUUAUCAACAUUACACGCCAAGUACCGGGGGACUACCAGUUUAGCCGAGCUAACAGAUAAUGCACGCCAUCUGUUAGCAGAAUCAAAAAGCUGAAACUGGUUCGAGCGUCUAUAGAGGUCAACACUGAGGAGCUCAGGGUCUCUAAACUACCCGGCUAGCUCCAAGGUGCUUGUGUAGAUGUCACUAGAAAGCAACGGGAAACUACUAGUGGAAGCUCGAAACAACGUCGAUUCCCCAGAAUAAUCGCAGUGGCAAUAGGCAUUCGCCUCACCCUGUAAGGGUACCACAAAAAUGCGAUUUCCAAUGUCCUGUAAAGGACAAGGAACCACGACGACGACGAAGUUAUUUUGAUUUUCCAAGUUCAAUAAUUGUACCUGAAUGAGUCGAACUUGCCAAUAUUAUGGUUUGGAGAUCAAUGGAUUAAUUUCAAUUCACUUUCGGCGUUAAUUGCCAGUUGCCAAAAUGAAAAUUAAGCAUCUAAGUGAGGUGUUUUUAUUCUGGAUAAACAGUCAUUUUUUUAAAAAAGUGAGGGAUCAAAUUCAAAAAAAAAAACAAUUUGCUGAAUUUUUUUGAUAUUUCUCAACUUUGAAGGUCUCUAUGCAGGUGGCCAACAUAAUUGGGGGUUUUUCCGAAAAAUGUAUUAUACAGAAGCAGGGCAUAUUUCGUGGGAGCACCUGAAGACACGCCGUGCCCUCACAAAAAACCUCAAAAAUAUCGAAAAAUUGUCAUAAAAACUGAAAAAAAUGAAAGGAUUGAGAUAGAGGGGUGAAAUUAGACGAAACAAAGAAGCUCUUUGAGGAAUUUUGUAAAACCCACAACUUUAGUUUGGCCAACUUUGAAACAAAAAUGGCAUUUUUUAGGCAGGUGGUGAGGCAAACAUUAUUGCUUCUAGGACGAUUGGUCGAAAGAGCAAACAUUUCAAAUCAAUUUUGGCAACAAUUACCACUAUUUGAUUAUUUUAUUAAAAAAUUGAUCGCUGAGAAUUUAGACGAAAAAACAUUACAACUUUUCGUCGACUCUCCAAAAAUUGACUCUCUCUGAGGAUUACCAUUCUUUCCCGAAGCCGAAUUCCCGAACGGAUAAAUCCCCGAAUGCAUUUCUUUCACAUUGUAUUUCCCAAAUGCCAAAAUUCCAAACCCUUUUCUCGGAUGGUUUUUCCCCGAAUAGUCAUUGAAUCCCAGUUUCAUUAUAAUUAUCGUGUCAAAUAUGCCAUAGGUACUACAUUUAUGGCGAGGGUAAUAACAUUACUCGCUCGACACAUACGACACAAUGCUAGCAACAGUAGAAGGCCAUAAUAUUAUGACGAUGCCAACACUCGGCCAAAAAUCGGCGGUGUAUCAAGGUGCUUUGCAGUCGCAGCACUCUCACCCUCCAAAUCAGGAGGAGUGCAGCUGCAGAGUAGAACAUUUAACGCAAAGCUUCAAGCAGAAGUCUGAUGCACUCCCCGAGCAGCCUCCUGCACAACUUCUGAGAACUGUACUAGCACGCGUCUCCGAUUAAGUUCUGAGCCAAUUGUCAGAAAGAUAAUCUCUUAAAAAGGCAAUUAGGAGAAACCAGUCGUCGCCGAAAUACGCUUGCAAAUCCUAAAUCGUUGAACGAAUUAGAAAUUGGGCCUGCACAGUACCAAAAAAGUUCUUCGUUGGCUUGUAACAUCGUUUUCUAAUGAAAACCUCUAAAGUAAGAGCAUUUGGGAAUUUGGUAUUCGGCAAAAUUGUCUAUUCGGGAAAACGUCCGUUCGGAAAUUCGGCAUUCCGGGAAAUUUAUUUGGGGAAAUGUCCGUUCGGGAGUUUGGAAUUAGGAAAACAGUCUAGAACCAGCUUUCUGCCAACAAAAAAAAAAUGGAAUUUUAGGACAAUUUUUCACACUUUUACCCAAUAAAUAGGUAUAGCAGUCUAUUAACUUGUCGAACAGGGUUGCCAGUUUUUACAGGAUCAAACAUCAGGCAUUUCAGUUUUCUCAUUUUUUUAAUUUUUAAACAUUUUUUUUGAUUUAAAAAAAUUUUUUCAUUUUUUUUAAUUUUUAAAUUUUUUUUUAUUUUUUUAUUUUUUUUCAUUUUACAGGCUUUUGAAAAAAAUUUCUAAGUGUGUUUCGAGGGAAAUUCAUGAAUUUUUCAUGACUUUCAUGGCUGUUAGACGCCCAGUUGACUCACACAGAUUUGGCAGGAAAAAAACCGAAACCUUAUGAGCAAGUUAGUUAAAAACAGGACUUUUGGAGCAAAAAGAAAAUUCCAUUCAGAACAGAGGACUGAGGGGGUUCAUCUUGAAGAUGUGCUAAAUUCAGAAAAAUUCUACAUACUGAAAAGUAUCCAAACAAUUUUCAUCUUUUUCGUUAUUUUUUUCAUUUUUUUGAUUUUUAAAUUUUUUGUUUAUUUUUUCUAGUCCAGUCAUUAAAGACCAAUUAUGUCCCAUCUACGGGAAAAAUUAUUAUCAAACAGAUCUUUCGCAAAUAUUGUUCACAGAGGUCCCCUCAACAACAUACUAAAAGUCCUGGCCCGUACGGGGUCCGGAACCCACUCAAAGGGGGGGUGGAACCUCCCCCAAAAUCAGUUUUUCGCCAUUUUCUCCCCCGCAUUGCAUUUUAGCGAAAAAUGUGUAAUAGAUAAAAGAAUCUACGUCAAAUUUCCGAUCUAAUGAUGUAUCAACUUUCCUUGUAUGUUCAAGGGGGGCGGAACUGCAACCAUUUAAAUGAGGGGGGUUUUCUAAAAAAUAGAUAAAGGCUAUAGGCGCCUAAGAGGGGUGAAAUGGUCCCCGAAAACGUUCGAGUUGAUAUUAGUAUGGAAGGUAGGUACCAUUGAGAAACUUCCGCGUAGAAAGUUUCAGAUCCACACCCCCUCCCCUUUUUGGGGAACCCCCCUUUUCUGAAACUUCAAUAACAUUUUUCUCAACCCCAUUUCAACCGAUUUUGAAAAUUUUUCAGUAUGUUAUGUAUAUCCUUAGUAGGUAUCCCCACAAAAAUUUUCAACCCCCUCCCCUCAUAUUUACCCCUCAAAAUGAUGUAAAAAUGAGUCUUAGAGAGGGUUGGGGGUGAAAUGGGAAUUUUGGGGAAAAUAACUAAUUAUUAAUGAAUAGGGUGUCGUUUUCUUAUGAUUCGAUACCGCUGAGCACGAAUAUGAUGUCUGAUUUUUUGCUAGACUCAUCUAGCCCUCUCCAGAGCACUUGGCCCCCUCAAUUUUUUUUAUUGUUAAAAAGCAUAAAAUAAGUUGAGAAACGCUAUUUUGAGGGGUAAAUAUGAGGGGAGGGGGUUGAAAAUUUUUGUGUGGAUACCUACUAAGGAUAUACAUAACAUACUGAAAAAUUUUCAAAAUCGGUUGAAAUGGGGUUGAGAAAUAUGUUAUUGAAGUUUCAGAAAAGGGGGGUUCCCCAAAAAGAGGAGGGGGUGUGGAUCUGAAACUUUCUACGCGGAAGUUUCUCAAUGGUACCUACCUUCCAUACUAAUAUCAACUCGAACGUUUUCGGGGACCAUUUCACCCCUCUUAGGCGCCUAUAGCCUUUAUCUAUUUUUCAGAAAACCCCCCUCAUUUAAAUGGUUGCAGUUCCGCCCCCCUUGAACAUACAAGGAAAGUUGAUACAUCAUUAGAUCGGAAAUUUGACGUAGAUUCUUUUAUCUGUUACACAUUUUUCGCUAAAAUGCAAUGCGGGGGAGAAAAUGGCGAAAAACUGAUUUUGGGGGAGGUUCCACCCCCCUUUGAGGGGGUUCCGGACCCCGUACGGGCCAGGACUUUUAGUAUGUUGUUGAGGGGACCUCUGUGAACAAUAUUUGCGAAAGAUCUGUUUGAUAAUAAUUUUUCCUGUAAAAAUGUCUUUAAUGACUGGACUAUUCACCUUUUUUCAUUUUUUAGCCCUUUAAAAAAAUUUCCAAGUGUGUUUCGAGGGAAAUUCAUGAAUUUUGCAUGACUUUCAUGACCACCUAUCAAAAUUCAUGACUUUCAUGACUGUUAGACGCCCUGUUGACUCGGGCAAAUUUGGCAGGGAAAAAGCCGAAACCUUAUGAGCAAGUUAGUUAUAACCAGGACUUUUGAAACAAAAGGAAAAUUUCAUCCAGAGGACUGAGGGGGUUCAUCUUGAAAAUGUGCUUAUUCAGAAAAAUUCUUCUUACUGAAAAGUAUCCAAACAAUUUUUAUCUUUUUCGUUUUUUCCAAAUUUACGGGGGGGGGGGGGGGGGCUCAAUACACGAGAACUACCACAUCAUCUGUGGGCCCGACAAAUGUUUUUUCUUGAAAUGAGGGUGAGGGGGGGUUAAUGUAGAACAAUUUUAAUGUAUCUAGAAAUGAGAUAUUUUCAAUUUUUUUAAAAAUUUACAUUCUCAUUUUUUUUGUGAUUUUUUGCACUUUGAGGGGCUCCUUAUCAGGGAGGCCAAUAUGGUUUGAAGGGCUGGAAAAAGUGUUUUCUUGAAAAGGAGAUUAAGUAUUCAGAAAAAUUCGGACGCAAAUUUUGAUAAAUUUAAUUUUUUGUCAUUUUUCUAAUUUGGGGGCUACCGACACCACUUUUUUUUGCAGAUGGGGAAAAAUAAAAAAACAUGGAAUUAUUUUCUCAUCCGAAGUAACAACUUUGGUGGGUGGAAGAUGGCAAAUUCCAACUUUGCAAAAUAAGGUACACCCUACGCAGCUCAGCAUGCAUGUUAGAAUCUACUAUAAGGUACAAGAAGAACCCUUCUUCUCUUAAUAUACGAGCGCUAUAAACAAGUAUGUAUUUCAUCAACGAGCUUAUUUUUUACCUACUUUAAACAGUGAUCGUUCGAGUCUCGGUAUCACCAGACUCUCAGCCUCGUAAUUAUGAUGACGAAUAGGUACACGAGUAUUCGUUCUGAUUUGCCAGCUUGCUCUAACGACUGUUGAAUAGCUGUACGCUUUCUAGUCUUAUUAGAUUACAUACGUAGGGUAGGUCUAGGUAUUUGGGUGCGUACUUAAGCGUAAGUAAUGACAUCAACAUGAGCAUGUACUCUAUACCUACCUACCAGUUUGUAAGGCUAAGUAUAGGUUCGGUUACUUGAUUUGAAUCUCUAUUAGAUACCUAUUCUGUUUUCCGCUUGCAAAAAACAGAAUUCUGAUGAAAAAAUUUGAAAAAUUGAUUUUCAUUUUUGAAAAAUCUGUAGUUAGGUAUCGUUAAUUCGAUUAUAGGAAUCAUAAAAAAUAGGCAAUCGGUAAGUUUGUAGGUAGACCUCUGUUGUAGGUCACGUGUACCUUACCGAUCUGUAGGUUACCACUGUUAAUGCUUUUCCAUCUUUUUCUGCAAUACUAGUGUAUUAGUAUGUAAUGUCUAAUGCAUACCUAGGUAGUUUCCUAAUUUUACGUAUUUUAACCGGACAAUUUCAACAUGUGAUAUUUUGUAGUAGUACCUGAGAUAUUUUCGUAGACGUCGCUCGCAUAUGUGCAAAAAAACGACGUAUCGUCAAGAGUAGGAUACAUUAACCUACUAUUGUUAGAGUACCUAUCUCUUAUGUAAUAUGUUGUACUCUCACGAGUAACGAUACUUAUACAGAGAUUUUUAGCUACGCAGAUUCAUUGAUUCGAUUGUUUUAUAAAAAAUGAAAAUUGCUCCAGUUUUUGGUGAAUUUUUUUCAACGUUUUUAUAUUAUACCUUUAUUCUAACUCUCAUCCCAUCCUAUUUCAUCUCAUGUAGGUAUAGAUAUCUAACUACUCGAACAUUGAAUGACGAGUGAGCAUCUAUAUCUAUCUACCUAUACCUACCAAUAAACCCCAACCAUACAUGUACUUACAGUAAUUUCGCUAUAGUCAACAUUUUACAAAUUAUUUAUAAGUCUUACCAUCUAUUACGAUUUACGACUGCGACUGCGACUAUUCUACUCGUACACUACCUAUUUCUUAAGUCAUGACGUUGUAUUUUUCGUUUUUCUUUUAUUUUUACCUAAAUACUGUAUGUACCUACUACCACUAUAACGUGUACCUAAUUUUUUAAAUUGUUGUUUCUGUACUCGAUACUUUUAUCAAUAAUAUUGUUUACGCUGCUGUUAA
Planococcus citri (citrus mealybug) is the source of this 10092-nucleotide messenger RNA. RefSeq names its product octopamine receptor beta-3R-like. Gene Ontology annotation, cellular component: plasma membrane. Gene Ontology annotation, biological process: adenylate cyclase-activating adrenergic receptor signaling pathway. The record is from RefSeq and is a predicted model, not a curated record. Gene Ontology annotation, molecular function: octopamine receptor activity. The coding region runs from base 962 to 2470 and encodes 502 amino acids. The transcript is spliced from 6 exons. NCBI's taxonomy places the organism in Eukaryota, Metazoa, Arthropoda, Insecta, Hemiptera, Pseudococcidae.